GUGUUUACUUCCGGAUUUCGUUCGUAGCACAACUAGAGCUAGCAGCUGGAGAUCGCCGUAGCGGAGCAAAGGGGUUCAUGACAGAGUGCAGAUGAAAUAGAUAAAGGAGCGGUAUCUCGUCGUUGUCAAUUAUUUCAGCCCCUCAAUCCUUGAAGAGUAUUCGGUCUGCCAGCUCACAGAGGCGGCAGAGCGAACACACGGGAUACCUCCCAGACCGGAAAGUGGACCGUUGUCCGACUCCGCUCUCCUCGUCUUCUCUUCUUCGAGCUCAAAGUCAAUACUGAGCUCGUCUCGCUAGCAAUCGGUGAAGCACCUGCGAUCCAAACGUAGUGCAUGCUCGAGCUAUAGAAGCUCCGGUUAAAAACCGCGACAUCCUUAAUAGUUUUUUUACAUUUGACAAGCGUGUUCAUCAAGAAAGGGGAGAGACCAAUCCGGGGAGCGACUGGAUUUGGGGCCAGGCGGUCAAGCAAGGGGUGGCUGGAUAAAGCAGAGGGUCGGCUCCAGCCCUUGGAGGAUCUAUCCCUAGCGACACACAUCAAAAUGGACUGGUUAAUGGGGAAGUCCAAGACGAAGCCCAAUGGGAAGAAGGCCCCAGCGGAGGAGAAGAAGCAGUACCUGGAGCUGGAGUUCACCAAAGUACGCGUCGUCGACUUCGACCUCAAAGAGCUGGUGGUCCUGCCCAGAGAGAUCGACCUCAACGAAUGGCUCGCCAGCAACACAACCACCUUCUUCAAUCUUAUAAACCUGCAGUAUAGCACCAUCUCAGAGUUCUGCACUGGGGACACCUGUCAAGCCAUGACUGCCUGCAGCACAAUAUACUACUGGUAUGACGAGAAGGGGAAGAAGACCAAAUGCACAGCGCCGCAGUAUGUGGACUUCGUCAUGAGUCUAGUGCAGAAACUGGUUACAGAUGAGGACAUCUUUCCCACAAAAUACGGCAAAGAGUUCCCCAACUCAUUUGAUUCUUUGAUAAAGAAGAUCUGCAGGUUCCUGUUCCACGUGCUGGCUCACCUUUACUGGGCGCACUUUAAGGAGACGGUAGCUCUGGAUCUCCAGGGCCACUUGAACACUCUGUAUGCACAUUUCAUCGUUUUCGUACGGGAAUUCAACCUGGUGGACCCCAAGGAGACCUGUAUCAUGGACGACCUGUCCGAGGUCCUGUGCGCCCCCGCCCCGCCCCCGCCCCCGGCCCCCUCCAGCCCCACCUCGUCCCCUUCCCCACAGAACCAUGUGACGGAGAGAUGAGCAGGGCGUGACAUGAGGAACCAUGACUGGAGAAGAUGGAAGAUGAGAUGGAGGAUCAGCGGCCUGCCCCCCCUUCCUCAGCCCAUAGCGGCAGCAGGACUUACAGACCUUCUACUACCCUUAUAUUUCGCUACCAUGACACCAACCAACCAGCCGAAAGGAAGGGGGGGGUGGGUUUGGGGGGGUGGGCAUGGGUUGGGGGGGGUAGCGGGGGUAGCGGGAGGGGUUUGUUACGCCAGCAGGAAUUGGCGUGAGCGUUCCUCACAGGGGCAAAUCCCUCCCACCUUCUCUGCAAUUUAAAUUAGGAACAAACGAUGUUUAUGUUUUAUUUUAAUAUUCAUUUUGUUUUAUUUUUUUAUAAAAUAAAAUAAACGUUU
Molecule: messenger RNA, 1622 nt
Organism: Osmerus eperlanus (European smelt)
Lineage: Eukaryota; Metazoa; Chordata; Actinopteri; Osmeriformes; Osmeridae
Gene: mob2a
Product: MOB kinase activator 2a
Exons: 5
Coding region: 541-1245 (234 amino acids)
Biological process (GO): positive regulation of protein phosphorylation; signal transduction
Cellular component (GO): cytoplasm; nucleus
Molecular function (GO): protein kinase activator activity
Source: RefSeq, a predicted model, not a curated record